Pygocentrus nattereri (red-bellied piranha) is the source of this 5798-nucleotide messenger RNA. RefSeq names its product Cdk5 and Abl enzyme substrate 2a (gene cables2a). Gene Ontology annotation, biological process: regulation of cell cycle. The transcript is spliced from 9 exons. Bases 36 to 1571 code for a protein of 511 amino acids. NCBI's taxonomy places the organism in Eukaryota, Metazoa, Chordata, Actinopteri, Characiformes, Serrasalmidae. The record is from RefSeq and is a predicted model, not a curated record.
AGAGCCACACAGACAACCACCAAGUCACUCGUAGAAUGGCGGCCGCAGCUUGCGGUCCUUACGCUGGCGCCGGAUGCAACACAACGAAGCCAGCACACAAAGAAGUGCGGAAAAGUAAGGAUUCGCGCCGGAGACAAGCCGCCCUCUUAUUUCUGAACAACAUAUCUUUAGACGGACGCCCAGUGUGUGCUCUUAGCAAUGGAGCAGCCAGCCUCAGAGAGACCGGGCACCAGAGUGCUGAGGCCGGCGUACCGGCGGCGGCUCCCCCGCUGUCUGCGCUGUCUACAGCGGCCAGCUAUGGAGCCUUCAGCAAGCUGUCAGCUCCUGUCAGCGGGGGCACUAACGCUGCCCCUCUACCAAGGACUAGCACCUACCCCUCGGCCCUGCUCCCCACCACAUUGGCCGGGUUCAGUCAGGGGAGCAGCGACGUAUUUUCGGAGGGGAGUACCGUUAAGGUGGAUCCUUUGUCGUCUCAGGGAUUCCCCUUUUCUCCGACCUCCGGGCCACAGAAUCCCAGUUUAGUCUCCUGUAAAUCAUCGGUCGUGUGCUCCAGUUAUAACUCCGCUCCUCUGGACCUCCGUCAGCGAACACGUAAUCAGUCUGGGUCUCCAGGGCCGCGGGCCAAGAAGGUGCACUUCAUCAAGAACAUGAGGCAGUAUGACACUCGAGGCAGCAGGAUUGUUCUCAUCUGUGCUAAGCGGUCUCUGUGUACUGCUUUCUCUGUACUGCCCUACGGAGAGAGCUUUCACAUCAGUGACUCAAAACUCGAAGCUCAGAGACAGAGGCACCCAUCAGGAGGAGUGGCUGAUAUGGCUCCUGUGCUGGAGGGUGUGGAACUGGGGGCUUUUGGAAAGACAGUAUCAUAUGCCCAGUUCCUCCUCCCUACCAACGCCCUGGUCAGACAGAAAAGCAAUGCACCCUUGGAUACAAACGUGCAAACGCCAAUGCCUCGGAACUGGAUCAACGGGCAGAAGAAUUUCACCCCGUCCCGUCUGAGCAGUGCCAUUGGACAAGAGACUGGUGUGGACGAGAUAUCAGAUUAUGACCCUAAUUUACUGAGCGACCCACAGUGGCCUUGUGGAAAGCACAAGAGGGUCUUAAUCUUUGCCUCAUAUGUGACAACUGUCAUCGAGUACGUCAAACCAUCUGACCUAAAGAAGGACAUGAAUGAGACAUUCAAAGAAAAGUUUCCUCAUAUAAAGUUGACCCUGAGCAAGAUUAGAAGUUUGAAGCGAGAGAUGCGCGCCGUGAGCGAGGAGUGUGGUCUACAGCCUGUUACCAUAGCAAUGGCCUAUGUGUACUUUGAGAAGCUGGUCCUGCAGGGUCGACUGAACAAGCACAACAGGAAGCUUGUGUCCGCUGUCUGUGUGCUGCUGGCUGCCAAGAUCAGCAGUGACCUUAAGAAGCAGGAGGUCAAACUGCUGAUAGAUAAGCUGGAGGAGCGUUUUCGAAUAAGUCGGCGGGAGCUGAUUCCUUUGGAGUUUCCUGUUCUGGUUGCCUUGGAGAUGGCACUCUACCUCCCAGACAGCAAGGUCAUGCCGCACUAUCGCAGGCUGGUGCAGCAGGUCUAGGACCAAAGAAAGGCCCUCCAGGGCUUCUCCUGAAUGCAAAAGAGCUGCAGUUUGUCAUGUGUGUUUGAGGGCUCUGUAGACCUGAGGCUUUCAGCUGUGUCCAGCAGUCUUUCAGUCAUGAGUCCAAAAGCACAGUCUUCCAUGUUACUUCAACCCUCAUAACUGACUAAGGGAGUUUUGUUUGGUGUGCUGGUUAGUGUGGAGGCUGAUCUACUGUGGUAAAUCACAAUUCUUUAUUUACAAAUAGUACAGUUUAUCUAACUUAUCAAAUUUGUAUUUUUAUUGUUUUUAUUGAGUUUUACUCCUGACUUGUUAAAGCAAUUUUUUAUUUUUCCUGACGUGCCAUGUUAUUUAUCACUAUUACUGUAUAUUUAUAUCGUACAAAUUCUUGCUGCAGGCAUUGUGUGUGAAGACUGACUCUAUGUUUUUCCGUAACUGGAGAUGGCAUAACUCUUGUUCCUUGCUGUGAGGUAUCCAUGGCAUUCUGAAAGCUGUCAAACACAGCACUCUAUGUUAGAGAUGACAUUUAUCAGGCACGUUAUUUGUGCCAUUAUGUUCUCAUUUCCAUGCACACUCCAGUUGUCUUUUUUUUUUUUAUUUCGACUGACUAUAGAUUGUGAUUGUACAGUGAAAUGUUAUGAGGAGCCAAACCAGUUUAUGUAAUUUUGUAAUAUUUUAUACACUCUUAAAAUUAAAGGUGCCAAAAGAGGUUCUUUUGCAUGAUGCCACAGAAUUUUUGAUUCCAUAAAUAACCUUUCUGUGGACGGUUCUUCUGAAAACUCAACUGAAAAGAUCUUUACAGAACUGAAAGAGGCAUUGCUCAGAAAAACCCUUUUGGCACCUUUUUAAAAGUGCAGUUUUACCAAUUUUUCCAUCAUUUCUGUAUAAUUCAGUCGGUUUAUCAUCAUUAUUCAGAGUGGUUUAAUGUGAAAUGGUUCAUUAUAGAUAGUAACUCAGUUGACCUAGAGGUUGUGACGUCUUCAGCACACAUUGCUGUUUUACUUGCUGUACAAAAGGACCAGUGAACCUACUCAUUUUCUGAGGUUGUAUAUGUAAUGUUAAAAUAGUGGAAAAAUAGCUGUAAACCUUAAACACUGUUUUCUUGGGAUAAUAUUUUGCCUUAAAACACCCGGUGUGCACCUUAGCAGAAACAUGUAAACUUUGCCUCAAAACUGUAAAAUAUGGUCUCUGGCAUCAGGCAACAUAUUUGUAUCUGUUUCAUGUUAUAACUUCCUGUGUCAAGCUUUUAGAGGCAUUAAAUUCUGCCGAAAUCUGUUUCCAAGCAUUAUCACUGUGAACAAUUCUGACUCAAGAAACUGAGCAAGUUUCUUUAGAACAGUUUCACAUCAAACCACUCUGGUAACAUCAUAACUAUUUCAUUAUACAGACACUGAAAUAUCAGUGAAAUUGCCCUUUUAAAGAGUAAUGAGUGCCAAUUCAGUUGGGUUAGCAAUGGCAACUAUUUGGUUGUGCUGAGAUGGUUGAUGCGUUUUAUUUUAUAUGACUAUUGCUCAAAGGCAUCUUAUUUGGAAUGAAAGCUUUCAGUAUUUUUUCUCCAUAGCUGUUAGAAUUGCAUGAAAUAUUUUGUGGACGAUGCUGUGUCCUGUAUUUAUGUAUGCACCACUGAGUAAUAGGGGCCGAGUGGUUAGUCCAAACACUGGAUGGCAAAAAAUAGGUUUAUAUUUGCUGUACUGUGGUUUGUUCAGAAAGGGAACUUCCCUUUGGUCAACUGGUCUCUGUUGUAUUGUGCUGUGCAGAGUGGAGCGCUACAUGUGGCUGUCUACUGUACUGUAAGCUGUGCACUGGCUUGCUUGUUAGUGUCUGGCUUGCUUGUUAGCUGAUUGGACCUUCAGAUAGCCUGAUCUUGUUCUUGGCUUAGAAGGUAAUUCCACUGACAUUUUCAAAGGUUCUUCACUAUUCAGUCUUUGAGAUGUAAACAAAUUCAUACAAAGCGAUUUGAUGUGAGACGGUAAAUUGUAGAGUAACAUACUGAUUCAGAUUUCUUUAUAGUGGUGAUAUUAGGAACCAUGAGUCAUGAUGUUAAUUGUGAAAAUAUAGCCAUUUAUUUGCUAUCCAAAAGAGCUAGUGAACCUUCAGGGUUUUUAAUAUGUAACAUUUUUAAUAUGCAUCUCUCGAUUUUAAUGUUUUAGCCAAAACUUUCAUGUCAAAACUGUGAUAAAACAUGCAUCAGGCAAUGUUUUCAUAAUCGUUUCAUUUAAAAACAUUCUUUGAGAGGCUUUAGAGGCAUUACACAUUAGAAGUCUGGUUCCUAUCACCACCACUGUGAACAAUUCUGUAAAGUUUUUAGAACAGCACAUUUCACAUCAAACCACUCAGACAGACAUUCUAAUUAAUCAUCCAUAAAUUUUGCAAUAGAGGUGGAAUUCCACUUUAUCAGCAUCCAGGUAGCUCAGUGUGUAGCACAGCCCUGUGGAUGACUGGUAUAAUUUUCUUUUUAUAUGCAUUUAGCAAUGAACCAAGGUUCUUCAGAGAAUAUGAACUUGCAUAAAUUUACAUUGUCUAUUAUUAUUUUAAGGUACGCAGCCACCCUCUAGUGGUGAAGACAGCAUGAACUGACUGCGAUGUCCUCUUUUCCCCCCCUCAGGGAGCGUGACUGAUGUUGUGAGCACUCUUUGUGAAAGUUUGUGUGCUCUUCCAGCUGAAAGAAACUCCAUUUGUAGUAGAGUUGUUUAGAAAUAGCUAUUUAUUUUCAAUAUAAAUCCUCAAAGUAUACACUGUGAGUACUGCAGCAUAAAGUGCCUUGUUUAUUACAUUGUUAAGUUUGCUGCCAUGCCAUGAGUCUUUAUGUCAGUGUAUACAGGCUCUGCCCAUCAUCACCAAACCAGCUUUGGAAAUGAUCAUUUUCCAGAACUUCUUGGACAGUUCCAUCAUACUUCACAACUGCUGGCUUUUACAUGGCAAGCUAGGGUGGGUCUGAGAUUGUAAGACGCAGGACAAUGAGAAAUCACUGAACUACUCUUCUUGUGAACAUAUCUCUAUUUUGUGAAUGAAGGCUUCUUCAUUUGGUACAACUUGAAGUGGUAGUUUAGUCUCUUUACAAUGACACAAUGUAAUGUUUUGUGCUGUAUGGAUGUGAAGUCUUGUAAUUUUUCCGUAAAAAAAAAUUCUUUAAAAAUAUAUUUUUUAACUGUUGAACGGUGAGAACUCAUUAUUGUUAUUCCUCCUGCUAUAAUUCAUGUUCUCGUUGUGUAUAUAUACACAUACAGCAGCCAUAAGAUCAUAACCACCUCCUGUUAUCUACACUCCAGUUUAUCAGCUCCACUUACAAUCUAGGUGCACUUUGUCAUUCUACAAUUACAGGCUGUAGUCAGUUUAUAUCUCUGCAUACUUUAUUAGCCUGCUUUACCCUGUUCUUCAAUGGUCAGGACCGCCACAAAGCAGGUAUUAUUCGGGUGGUGGAUAAUUCUAGGCACUGCAGUGACACUGGCGCGAUGCUGGUAGAUAUAAAGUCAGAGACAGUAGCUCAUCUGUAGCUGCACAGUUUGUGUUGGUCAUCAUCUAGUCCAGGGGUGUCCAGUCUUAUCCGCAAAGGGCUGGUGUGGCCGCAAGUUUUCCUUCCAAAUGACCUGAUUCCCAUUGUUUAGUCAGUUGCUCAGACGUCAAACAACUAAUCAUGUGCAGUCCUGCAAUUGAUUUGCUUUGCUGGAAUGAAAACCUGCAGCCACACCGUCCCUUUGCGGAUAAGAUUGGGCACCCCUGCUGUAGCCUUCAUCACUGGUCACAGGAUGCUGCCCACAGGAUACUGUUGGCUGGUUGUUUUUAGUUGGUGGAUGAUUCUUAGUCCAAUGUUAGCACUGAGCUGGUUAAAAACUUCAGCACCACCAGUGUCACUGCAUUGCUGAGAAUGGUCCACGACCCAAAUAAUACUUGCUCUGUGGAGGUCCUGUCAGGGUCCUGACCACUAAACAGAGUGAAAGAGGUACAAAGUAUGUAGAAAAACAGAUGGACUACAAACUGCAUCUAUACGGCAAGUGGAGCUGAUAACAUGGACAAAGAGUGUAGAAACGAGGUUUAAUGUUAUGGCUGAUCUGCAUAUAUUGAGCACAACAGCACCGAAUCUGGCUCAGCCAAUCAGAUUUUAGAGCUAGAACUUUGUUUUAUACCAAGCAGUCCAAAUUAUACAAGACACGUGCUCAAGAGGUAUGAAGAUACACUAUAAAACAACUGGUGUUAUUUUCUCAAAUAAAAACCUUAAAAGAAAAGGAA